AUUUUUGUUCUUCUUAAUUCUCGAUACCACUUUGUUUACAGAUGCGGCGGAGACUCUCCGAAAUUUCGUCUUCAGGAUGGUGCCUGGAAAAUCAGAUUCAGAUGGAGAUGAAACAGCCACUGAACCAGUCAAACAAGUCAAGGUGGAAGAGAGCACCGAUUUACUCUCGGUGAUCAGGAAACAUGGCUUCAUUUUGGGAAUUUUGUUGAUGGUUUGGCUCGUCGGAUACCUCGGCUUCAGUGCAUUAUGGCUGCUGCUCAUCGUUAUUGUCAGUGUGUGGAGAGAUCGCGCCAGCCGUCGCAAGGCCCAGUCGACGGAGCUCGCCAGGGCAGCGGUGGAGAAUGAGCGGGAGAGCAUCGUUGGUGUCGUGAGAGAUCUACCGUCAUGGGUAUACUUUCCUGACAUUGAGAGGGCAGAAUGGCUCAACAAGAUCGUGAAGCACCUUUGGCCAUACCUGGAGGGCUAUGUGGAGGAUCUCUUGAGAACAUCCGUAGAACCUGCUGUCCAGGAUAAUCUACCCUCUUACCUCAAGUCAUUCCGUUUUGAGAAGAUCAGACUGGGAAGAUAUUCACCCCGAAUUGGAGGAGUGAAGGCAUACACAGAGCAUGUAGGAAGAGAUGAAAUGAUUCUGGAUUUGGAGAUAUUCUAUGCGGGUGACUGUGACAUUGAAAUCAGUGUGAAGACUGUCAAGAGAUUAAAAGCAGGAAUACAAGAUCUACAGCUCCAUGGUAACUUGAGAGUAGAGAUGAGACCAUUGGUUAACAAGAUGCCUCUGGUUGGUGGGAUGUCAAUCUAUUUCUUGAACAGACCGGCGAUAGAUUUCAAUCUUACCAACCUGGCUGACUUACUUGAUGUACCAGGACUAAGUAAUCUGCUCCAUGGUAUCCUGGAAGACCAGUUUGCAUGUUUCCUGGUGUUACCAAACAGGAUCCCGAUCACCCUCAUUGACACGGUCGACCUCAAUGAACUCAAGUACCCAAUGCCAAAGGGAGUGUUGCGUAUCACAGCAGUCGAAGCAAGAAACCUGGUCAGAGCUGACAUGGGUCUACUCAAGAAGGGCAAAUCUGACCCGUAUCUGGUUAUCAAUGUUGGAAUGCAGAAGUUCAAGACCAAAACAAUCAACAACAACCUGAAUCCAAAGUGGAAUCAGACAUUUGAGGCCAUAGUGUAUGAAGAGCAUGGACAGACAUUAGAUGUGGAUUGUUGGGAUGAGGAUCCGGGAAGCAAAGAUGAUCCACUAGGAAAUCUGAGCAUCGAUAUUCACUACAUUUCCAAGAUGGGAACCUUUGAUUCUUGGUUGCCACUGGAAGACAUCAAACAUGGUGAUCUCCAUCUUCAUCUGGAAUGGCUUGUUCCUUCAGAGAACUUUGGUAUCAUUCAUGAACAAGUGGCGGAUUGCUUACAGGUUGCCACACCGACCUCAGAAUCCCUCUUUUCUUGCGCCCUUCUGGUGGUCAAACUGGACUCUGCUAAGGACCUUCCGGUAUCAUCAAGAUCCACCAGUAUGCCCAGUCCUGUGUGUACACUUAAGGUUGGUCAGACCACACAAAAGAGUCAUGUUCAACAAAAAACAAUGCGUCCUGUGUGGGAGGAGACCUAUCAUUUCUUGGUCAUGAACCCCGCCAUGCAGUCACUGGAUGUAGAGGUCACAGACAGUAAGAAGGGAAACAAACUUGGUAAUGUGAACAUCCCUCUGAAACAGCUGUUGCUGAGCCAGCCAAACAUGGUGAUUGAAAGACCGUUCAAACUGAGUAGCUCGGGUCCUCAGAGCACCAUUACACUCAAGAUGUGUUUAAGGGCUCUUGAAAAAGGUGUAGGAAGACAACAGGGUCCCUUUGAACCUAUGUCUGCUUUGGCUAAGAACCAGAAGCUUGACGACGAUGAGGAUGAGGCUGUAUUCGAUGAGAACCCAGAUGCCUCAAUGGAGAAAUCCCUGGAGAAGUCAUCGGAUAACAAAUCGGACCCCCCUGCAGCUGAUGUGACCGUCAACGGCCCUGGUCUGGAGGAGGAGGGCGAGGGCGCUUCGACCAGUCAGAACAUCUCCACGCCCCCUAAUGGAACCUCCCCCGGGGUGGGAGAUGGAGAGACCAGCGGGGUGGAGCUGAGGAAGAGAAACAUCCAGCCAUAUGUUUAUGAGAGUGGCGAAAAUGGUCUCGAACCCCUUGAGAAUGGAGAUUCCAAGGCCCCAUUCCCAUAUGGUCGUAUUCAGAUGACGAUAAGAUACAGUUCACCAAGGGGAAAGGUUAUAGUGGUGAUCCAUAAGGCUUCACAACUGACGAUCCCAGACUCGGAAGACAUGCCCGAUUCUUACAUCAGGGCGUACCUUCUACCAGAUAAAUCUAAAGGUGGUAAACAGAAGACCAAAGUCAUCAAGGAUACAAGGGAUCCGGUGUUUGACCACACGUUUGAGUUUUCCUGCACAUCGACUGAGUUGUCAGAGAGAGUUAUUGAUAUCUGCGUCAAGAAUUCAGGCUCUUUCCUUCAUCUUAGUAACCCAACGAUUGGCCAGGUGGAUGUUGACCUUGCAACCUUAGACCUUAGCAAAGCCACAACAGAAUGGUAUAACCUAAAGAGGAUUAGUCCCGACUCUGUAUCUCGGCUCUCAAUGAGCUUCACCUCGUGACCUCAACCCACCAACCAAGCUAUAAAGACUACCUUGAUACAAGGCUGAAAUGAUGCACAGAACACAUCUAUAGACUUCACAUCUUAGACACCUUGUCAAAAGUCUCUGCCAUGUUUUUUUAUCGGAAAUACCGCUAUGAAAAGGAACGAUGCGUCUUUUCGUAAGCGGCUUUCCCGUUUGUUUCCCAUUGUUACUGUAUUAUGGAACGUGAAGACUGGUAAAUGAAAACGCCACUUGCAGGAUUCCUGCUAUCUGGCUUUGAUGAUGCAUGGAUUAAUCUUUGUUCACAUAUGGUGCAGGUAAUGACAGUUAUAAACAACAUUUUAUUUGUGCAUGAUUCAUCAUAUCAGACACAUCAUUUCAUACCAUAUGGAGUAUCUCUUUUUGUUCACACACACUUACCCAACUCGGCAAUAUUUACCCUAUUAUGCUCGGGUAGAAAAGAGUUGGUCGGACUGAAUAAAUUGUUCCUAGGGUAGUGCCAUACACAUUUUGUCAUUCAAUAUUGCAUACUGAUGAUAAAUUGAAAUAAUUAUAAUGAUAAUAUAAUUAUAAUAAUUUUUUUGUAUUUCACUGCAUCAUAUGUGAACAUCCCUCAAUGAAAAUAUUCACAAAGAUUGCAAUAUGGGAUUCAUUAACAGCAUGAGUGUAUUCAUUCUUGUGUGUAAAAAAAAGAUUAAUUGCUUCACACUCGACUGAAAAGUUUGUACGAUUGUGGCACUCUCCUUUCUCUUUGAUACUUGCCUAUUAAACAACUACCAGGUAUAUGGUUUUCACACAAUGCACCACUUGUCUCAUAAACGAUUGGCUUGCUCAUUCUAAGCAUUUCCACAGUAAAUCAAUAUUCCUAAGCAUUCAUAUUUAAUUGUAUAUGUAGAUGUUUGACUUCCAUGAAACACUGAAAUGCUUUGAAAAGCAACAUGUCAGUCAAUGUUGUUGCAUUGAAUUUCUUCUAUUCAACAUGAUCUUCUAUUGUCCAAAUUUGUUUCUGAGAUUUUUGUACUGCAAAUGUUGCCCAAACAUGCCAGCAAGUUUCCAUUUAAGAGUCUUUGGAGCUUUUGGAAUGCAAGCGCUAGUGAAAUGGCUGUGUGAAUUUUCGAUUCUAUUUGUACAUUUAAAAAAAAAAUUGUGCUAUUUGUUUUGUUGGGGUGCUCAUUUUCAUAUUGCCAAACAAACACUUGUAAUACAUUUAACCUAGCAACUUAUUUAAUAUUUACUUUAUGCACAGUAUAGAAAGGAUAUUCUACUGACUUGCAUGCUUUUGAUCUGCAUUACUUCUGAUAAUAUUAUUGGUAAUAAUGACAAUAAUAAUAAUGAUAAUGAUAAGAAAUGAUAAUGAACAUUAAUAGUAAAUAACAAUGGGCAGUUACAUACUACAUAGCACUGCAUAUCUAGAAAUGAUCUAAUCCCAAGCACACUAUAAUCUUCAUUAUGGAAUAAAACUAAUGUCAAGCUCAACACAUAACAUACUGAAUACAAAAUGAAAUAUAUACAUCUACUUAAAACUAAAUCACACUUUAAUAUACAAUAUAAAAUGGUUGUGUAUAAGGGUUUAAUGUUAUGCCUGGGCACUAUAUUAAUGAAUUAAUAUACUCCAUGGUCUUAGAAGUUACAGGGAGAACAGACUCGAGUUGGUUGUGUAUGAAUGACGAUCUAUACAUUAUAUCUUAACGAUUAGGCAAUCCAUUACAACGUGGAUGGUGGAUGAUGAUGCCCAUAUCUUGUGAAAUCAUGAGGAUGUUUGUGGUUGUAGAAUUGUGUGCUUUGUAUACCCCUUCCUUUGUUCUGUGUUGUAAAUUUAUGAUAUGGUAGGGAAUGAGUUGCUAUAGAGAGUAAACAACGUGUGAUGAUGUUAUGGUUUUAUGUUUUGAUAUAAAACUGCAAACAAAUCUUUGUACUGUAGUAUAUUAAGCACAUAUAGUGAUACCACGUGAUAUAAAGAAAGUCAAUGUACUUGUUUUUAUCCGGAAAGGUAUUUAACUGCUUUUGAUAAGUUGAUCGGGAGUUGCUACUAAAAUAAUAUUUUAUUAUUUUGCCAGGUUCAUAAUAAUUUCAGAUUAUAGGCAUAUGUGUUAGUUUAAAACUCCUUAAAAUUGUAUACUUGUAUAAUGUGAAGAUAAAAAAAAUUGUUGUUCUUCCACUGUAAUGUAUUAAUAUGUUUUAAAGAUUUGUCAUGUUAUAUACGUAUUGUCAAUGUCCCAAGUACGUCUGUUGUCCUCAUGAUGUUGAUAUAUGUUUAUCGUGUCAUUUGGAUUGGACCGUGAUGGUGGAUGGAAACAGUAAAUGGUGGUGGAAUACUAGGACUAUUCAUAAAGGAAACGGUGUUAAACCAAGAUGAUUCUUUUUCAUUUUGCUUGAAAUGAGAGAGUGGGCACUGCCGGUUUUGGAGUUUUUAUAUUUAGCCAUGAAAUAUUGAAUUGUCUAAUUGCCAUUUAUGAGCUUUACCAGUACACAAGGACCAUCCAGAAGUGAUGGGUUAACGCGUCAAGGUAGACAUAGGGAAGUUAGCUAGCCGCAGACUUUGAGGCAGGGUAUACAGUCAUGUAGUGAAAGCUAGAUAUAUUAUGUCAACUUAUGUUAUGAUAUAUUUCUAGAGAGUUGAUAUGAAAAUUGGCACCAGCGCUGUACAGUAUAUGAAAUUUGCUUAUUGAACGAAAAACAUCAAAUAACUCCUCCAACAUCUAUCUACAUGUAUUUCUGUUGUUUUUAGGGUGCCAUCCCACUCAUGGUUUUCAGAUACACAGCAACAUAUUUGUGAAUAAUUUUUUUGAUUUUUGAAAUAUUUCAUCGAACUAGUGUACAUUAUGUAUCAUAACUUUGCUUUCAGAUUUUCAUUUUGUAAUUUUGCUUUCAGAUUUUCAUUUUGUAAAUGGAUUCUUCCAGUUUGAAGUGAAAUCAAGUCUUUUUUUCUAUGGGUGUAACCUAAUUUCUCUGUGAUCUGUGUACAUUUUUUUUAUUUGAUGUAGAAUAAGAUUACACAUGUACAUAAUUAGUUUCUUGUAUUUGCUUAAGAGCAGGUUAAGGGGUCCUAGCUUACCAAUAAAAUGGCUGAAUUCAACUCUCAUGUUGGUUUGCAAUUGAACGUCUGAAAUUCAAUGAAAAUUAUAUUUUGGUGUAAAUCAUAGAUUUUUCAAUUAUUUCAAUUACAUUUGUCAUUCAUCAAGUUUUGAAUGGAUUUUGCAAGAUGAUGUAUAUUUUUUAAUCUCCCUUUCCUGUGUAUUCAUGCUGCUAAAAGAUGUUUUAAAAGUAUUUCUGUUUCAGAAGAAAUGUUCCUUGAUGUUUAGAACUGACAUGGUGCAGUGGUUCUGAAUCUUGCCUUGUAAUCAAAGGGUUGUGUGUUCGAAUGCCGUCGCAGCUAGUAUCCUUUGGCAAGGCGUCAGUGCACACUUUGUCACUUUCCACCCAGGUUUUGAAUGGGUACCCGAUCAGAUGCGAAAGCCAGUGUAGUAAUGCCUUGCAAUUGAGUUUGGAAACUCUUGUUUGAAUGGUCCCCAGGGAGUGGAGAAAGUGCAUACCUUAUGUGUGUGCAAGCAAGAAUCACAUGGUUGGUUUGCUUUGUCAUAGAUAUAUCAAAGACCCCUUGCUUAAUUCUAAUCAGUCGACCAGAAGACUUAUGGCUUAUAGUCUCCACCAAGGGAUUUCAGAUUCAGAAUCAACGCCUUUAAUACCUAUAUGACUUGCAUUGACUUGCUUUUUCUCUCUUUUAACCCAAGGACGAGACAGUGAGCCACUGUAUAGCGCAUCAUUUUUCAUUUAAACAAAAUUAAAUCACGUACCAACAGACAUGCCCAAUGUCUUCUACGCAGAUAAUGCCUGAUUAAACUUUAUUGUGUUCUGAUGGUUAAAGAAGUUUGAGAGAUUCACCUAUUCUUAAGUAAAAAGUCUUCCAUCAUUCUGUAACUGCUCAUUGGCAGAAAAGUUAUGUCCAUGUAUCAUUGGUGAUGGCCGCCUGUUUUUGUGAAUCUGUUUUUUAAGAAAGGCAUCAGAGGGUCUAUUUCUUGAUGUUUUAUUUUCAUUUUUAAGUCUAUUAUAAUAUUUUUCAAAUGAAAAUAUUUUUUAAAGGAAAAAAAGGCUUUCUUUUCUACUUUCAUCAUAUCGUAUUCCCCAUUCCAUCAAACAUAUCAAUUUCUGGUCGUGAAAAUUGUCUUAGCUCCUAUACCAAACUAUAUAUCUAAUGGUAAUAACCUGUAAGUAUUUCUAUUUAUCAUUAUGAUUUUUUUCAUUUGUCAUUGUGUGAUAUUUCCGUCAUAUCAGAUCUUUCUUUAUGGAAUAAAAACACAUCUUUUAUCAGGUAAUCAUUCUAUUUUUAAAAUGCGGUGUGUGCAUCUUUCAUUGCUCCAAAACAUUUUUUUAUAAUAUCUAAUAUUUUCUUCUUGUCCAUUGGCCGUCUUUUUAGUGAAUCUUGUUCUAUAUCUAGGGUUAGACUUGUCUUUCAAAGAAAUGAAUGCUUUGCCAAUAACGUUAGUAAUUAAUCUUGAAAUAAAUUAAUUGUUCUUCGUAAAAGUCAUUGUCUUUGCACUUUUCUUUGUGAUGAAAUGAAAACAUUGAAAUUCUAUUUGAUUCCUGCCAAAGCAGAAAUUAUUAGAAAAAAAAAAAGUCAAAUUCACUCCAGAAAUGCUACACUUUGUAUUGUUUUUUUAAUGGUUAAUUUUCUUGCCUUCAAAGAGUUCAUGAUUUUAUUUUAAAUGGAUUGGUAAUGCAGUUUGAUUUCAAAUUCUAACAUAAAGGUGUUAUUUUAAUGCCAUUCAAUGAUAUGAAUCACUUUCAAAUAAGGUUGACUAAGUGACUUUCAAAUAUUGCACUGCAUUAAGAAAAUGAAUUAAAUAUCACAAAAUAACAAAUUUUGAUAUAGUGAGAUCCCUGUACAAGAAUGCACAAUACAAAAAAGUGACAUUCAUUGUAUAGUUAUUGAGAACCAGAAUGAUACUGCUUAUGUAAAAGUCAUAUAUAUAUAUAUAUACUAGUUUGUAUAUUCACAAACUUUUUUUAUCUGUGCAAUGUAUUCUGGGUAAAUAUAGAUAAAGGAAUAACCGUUGGAUAUAAAUAUGAAGUUUUUUAUGAUGUAUUUUAUUUUGGUCAAAAAAAUUAUAAUGUUUAUAGGAAUUUUGAGACAACUUAUCCCAUAUAACGCUAUUUUAUAAUGGUUUGGAACUACUUGGCCUGUAUCUUCGCAAAUAUGAAUGUGUGUUUGUUAUGACAAGUGUAUUGUUUUAGACAUUAGAUUGUUCAAUCUUUUUAUUUGUGAAAUGUAAAAGUGGUGAAAACUUUGGUUUCUUGUGAAAUAUUAAAUUAUGUUAUUUGUGCACAUCUCA
This is a messenger RNA of Lytechinus pictus (painted urchin), 7935 nucleotides long. Its product is annotated as extended synaptotagmin-2-like. NCBI's taxonomy places the organism in Eukaryota, Metazoa, Echinodermata, Echinoidea, Temnopleuroida, Toxopneustidae. The record is from RefSeq and is a predicted model, not a curated record. Gene Ontology annotation, biological process: lipid transport. Gene Ontology annotation, molecular function: calcium-dependent phospholipid binding; calcium ion binding; phosphatidylcholine binding. Bases 77 to 2623 code for a protein of 848 amino acids. Gene Ontology annotation, cellular component: endoplasmic reticulum membrane; extrinsic component of cytoplasmic side of plasma membrane. The transcript is spliced from 25 exons.